Molecule: messenger RNA, 4824 nt
Organism: Cheilinus undulatus (humphead wrasse)
Lineage: Eukaryota; Metazoa; Chordata; Actinopteri; Labriformes; Labridae
Gene: ppm1j
Product: protein phosphatase, Mg2+/Mn2+ dependent, 1J
Exons: 10
Coding region: 282-1784 (500 amino acids)
Biological process (GO): protein dephosphorylation
Molecular function (GO): protein serine/threonine phosphatase activity
Source: RefSeq, a predicted model, not a curated record
GUGUGAUGUGUUCACGGUCUCAGUGAAGCCCAGCCUUCAGAUGAGGUGCAGCCAUCUGCCGGAUCAGAGCAAAGACGCAGCCACUCAGGCUCCUGAAUGAGGAAAACACCGAGUCUGCUGUCUGAAAGCUGUCACAUGGGGCCGAGGAGGAGGACGAAACGCUUCCUGAAAUGAUCCUCGUCACCAGCCGUGUUUUAUUAUUAUUAUUUUUUUUUUUUACUCUCACGUAAUUUCUUCGCAUCGCGUUUUUAAUUUCCCUCCAGCGCCGAGCGUCUUUGCGGAUGAUGAUCAGCAAAGUUAAAAACGCCAUGUCCACUCUGGUGGGAGGGAUGGUGCCUCACGGACACCAUCACCACCACCACCACAACCAUCACUCAGGUGACGGCCAGACCUGCGGACAGGACAGCCUGCCGCCGCGCUUCCCCUACGGCCGUCCGGAUUUCUUGAACCUGAGCCCGGAGCUGCUGCAGUACUCCACCGAGCACGCGUCACGGCCGGUGCUCACGUUAAAGAGGGACAGCAGGCUGCCGUGGAAGACGGGAUACGCAGAGGUGAUCAAUGCGGGGAAGAGCAUGCUGAACGAGGACCAGGCAUCCUGCGAGAAGCUGUUUGUGAGGAAGCCGAGCGGCAAACACAGAAACUCCACUCUGCUGGAAGACAACGGGGAUGGAACAGGAAUCCCCCUCUUCUUCUGGGGCGUGUUUGAUGGACAUGCAGGCUCUGGAGCCGCAAUCAUGGCCUCCAAGCUUCUUCACCGCCUCAUCAGAGACCGUUUGGGGGAAAUCUGCCACCUGCUGGAGAACCCAAACACAGCACCUCCCAUCUGCCUGGCUAAGAACGGCAGCCCGUACCAGGCGGACACAAAAAAGGGGGCUGCACAAGAACCAGAGGACCCAGACGCCAUCAGCGACUCCGCAGUGCGCUUCCACAUGGAGAAGGUGGUGAGCCUGGAGGGUCUGGUGAUGGGAGUCAUAGAGACGGCCUUCUCACAGAUGGAUGAUCUCAUCGAGAAGGAAAAAUCGUCUUAUGCCAUCUCUGGUGGCUGUUGUGCCUUAGCUGCUAUUAGUUUAAUGGGGAAACUCUACGUUGCCAACGCUGGAGACAGCAGGGCCAUAAUCAUACGAAACAAUGAAAUUAUUCCCAUGACAAAUGAGUUCACACCUGAGUCAGAGAGGCAGCGGCUACAGUAUCUGGGCUUCCUGAGGCCGGAGCUCCUGGGUAAUGAGUUCACUCACAUUGAGUUCCCUCGAAGGAUCCAGCACAGCGAGCUGGGCAAAAAGAUGCUCUACAGAGACCACACCAUGACGGGCUGGGCUUAUAAAACAAUUGUUGAAGAUGAUCUGAAAUUCCCACUCAUAUACGGAGAGGGUAAGAAGGCACGUGUCAUGGCCACCAUUGGAGUCACUCGAGGGCUGGGGGAUCAUGACCUGAAGGUUUACAACUCCAACAUUUACAUCAAGCCGUUCCUCUCCUGUGUGCCUGAGGUGAAGGUCUAUAACCUGGAUGAAAACAAACACGGCCCGGAUGACGUCUUGGUCAUGGGCACAGAUGGAUUGUGGGAUGUGACGACAGAUCGGGAUGUAGCAGACGCUGUGACAGCUUACCUAUCGUGCUGUGACCCAUCUGAUCCAAUGAGGUACACACUGGCAGCCCAGGACCUGCUGAUGAGGUCUCGAGGAGUUCUAAAGGAGCGCGGCUGGCGGCUACCCAAUGACAGACUGGGUUCAGGUGAUGACAUCACGGUGUUUGUCGUCCCUCUGGCUGGGUACGAGUCAGAGACAUGACGAGGUCCUGACACCAAGUCCCUCUCAUGGCCCCUCCAAGCUCCCUGAAGCCUGAAUGAGGGGGCAGGGAGAGAAAUAAAAAAACACCUUCGUCUAAGACUUGGGUUUAAUCAGUGACCUUCAUCAACAAACCAGACUGAAUGAGUCCCGGCUUCUUUACUUCAAUCUCAUCAUGUAAAAGAAUUUCAUUGACAUUAUAAGAGAGUCACUCCUCUCUCUCUCUCUCUCUCUCCUGGACCUGCUGUUUGUGACUGUUGCCUGUGAGAAUUAAACCCGUUUAGUAUUUUUGUUUCCUGUAAAUGUUCAAGACUGGACAUCUUCUUGAUCCUUUGAAUGGAUUGUUCAUUUUCAUGCUGUGCCCUAAAUGUUGCUCCGUUUUGUAGAAAAAAGUAAAAAAUCUUGAUUGUUAUUGGGGACUGCAGAAGAGAGUGCGAGGUACCAAAGAGAUGCUGUAAUAAGGAUGGGAAUCUUAAAAAUAAUUACACACAACAACCAUAAAACAAAACAAAAUAACCCAUAAGAUUCAUGUCUGUACAUAAAAAGCAUGCAACUGAGGAAUGGACCUUUUCAGUUUUUUUUUCUCCAUGUAGAUCUUUGCCUAAUCAGACCUGCUUGUGCUGUGAUUGGCUAAAAGGCCAGUGAAUCAAAUACAGGAUUUUUAAUCCGGCAUAUCAUGGCGAAAGAAACAUGCAACUGUCAACUUAGAGCAAAUACUUUACCCAAGAAGCAAACCUUUAGAGCUGAAAUAUGAAACCAUUGUAGAAAUGCACAAGCUGCAGUUCCUCAAUUGUCAACUUCAGGCGAGUUCUGAAAACAAAGAAUCCCUCAGGAGAGGCCUGAAUUAGAAUGCCAGUUUUAAAGCAAAAGUAAACAUUUUUACAGUCUUGUACAAAAACUGGCCCCUCUUCCACAUCUCCUUAGCAGUGAAAACUUGAGGGGAGAUUUUAAGAGGUUUUCUUUUCUGACUUUUUUGCCUUUAUAUUAUAGGAUAGUGAAUUGGUAAGAGAGUGGUGAAUGGCAUGCUGGAAAGGAGCCACAUUAUGUCCACCAUGAACCUGGGACACUUCCUUGGAAAACUAAAUUGUCCAUACAUGUCCGAACAACCUAACUGCUAGGCCAAUGGCACCCUGGGGAAUUCAUGUUUUAUAAUUUAUCAGUUAGGAUAUAGACUUCUUAGUUAGUUUUUGUAAAAGAUCGUGGUGUGUGGGCUAAGUGUGUUUUCACACAACUGGGAUGCCCCAGUUUUCCUGUUCUGGGCAAGGUGAUUCCAGACCAUGAACUCCGAAUUAUGAGUGCUUUCUUGAAGAAUGAGAUCUCUGGUUCACGCAGUUGAAAUGAGUUUCCCCAGGAGGGUUUCUGGGUUCGGCCUUAGAGAUAGGAUGGGAAGCUCAGACAUCAGGACAGAUCUCUAAGUAGAGCCACAGCUCCUUCAUGUCGAAACGAGCCAGUUGAGGUGGUUCAAGAUGCCUCCAGGUCACCUCCCUUCUGGGCACGUCCAACUGGGAGGAGAACCUGGGGCAGACUCAGAACUCAUUGGAGGGAUUAUUUAUCCUAUCUGGCCUGGGAGAGACUCGGAAUCCCUCAGGAGGUAGUGGAAAACAUUGCUGAGGAGAGGGACGCCUGGGUUGACUUACUUUGCGUGCUGCUUCUGCGACCCAACCUGGGAUAAACAGAAGGAGAUAGAUGGAUGGAUAGACAGAAAAUUGUUUCAUAUGCAUGGAUGUGAUUGUAUCCUCCUCCCCUUUCCCCUGCUGGUCUUCCUUCAGAUUAGUGGUAUUGUUCAGUGUUUGAGCACACUUGGGUAUUUGUUUAUGCUCUGAGUUCAUCCUGCAGGCUACUAUGGAUGUUAUUAUGAUUGAUAAUAAUUACUAAAAUGAUUAAGGUGGCAACAGCAUUCCUCUUCUGAAUGUACAGUGCAGCUCAGAGGAAAAAAUGGGCCUGUGCUGCACAGAUAUGAUGGUUUUUGAAGAGACAGGAUUUAGAAUUACCUUUACAACUCCACUAACUCAUGUCACUGAUGAUGACUUGGGGAUGGUUGCAUCCACAUCUCCCAUGCACCAGGCCUAUCUACACAUAGACUGUGCUCAAGACUACCUCUUCAGGCAGUCUCAGCACAUUCAAGUACAUUGCACUUGUGUUCACAUUGAACAAAUUGAAUCAGACUUUGCGGUCAAGUGCCGUCACAUUGCUAAACCACCCCAAAAGAAACGUAGACUAACGGAAAGAACACAAAAGGCGGCACCUUUGGCCCUGGGUAAAACAACUUAAUUGCUCUGAGGUUAAAAGGACUUCCCGGAAUAAAACCCUGAUCAGCAAUUUUGAGGCCUAGAAAGUAUCUAUUCACAGCACAAGGUGGCAAGAUUUGGUAAAGUUCUUGUGGGAAAAAUAUCAAAGUUAAACUCUUGACCCAAGCAGAAUGAGUUGAGUCUGUUUUUCUGUACUUUCUUCCUUGAUAAUAUCUGAAUGGAGACACCUCAGACAGUGUUGCACAUGUUCUAUUGUUGCCUGUUGAUUUGUGGUAUCUUUUUAUUGAAUGUACUUGUAGAUUAAAUGUUUUAUGUUAUUUUUUCAAAAGAAUAGAGGGUCAGAGCACAGUUAAACACGUGCUAGUGUAGGUGGAAUUACACGGUUUGCCAGUGUUGGAAAAUGCUGAAUGCAGACAGAGCCAAAUCAGAACUACAGCUGUUGGUGAAGGUUUGUAACAUCGCCAUUCAAAGUCCACAAACUGAAAUGCCAAUAUAAAGCAAAUACUUAUUAGCAUUACCCUGGAAAGGAGAGUUUUAUUUGCCUUUUGCACUUACAAGAUGGCAGUGAAUGAAACACAAAUACUUGCAGGUUUCAUUUUUUUUCUGCUUGAUUGCAAACUGGAAUCUUUGCUGCCAUACUAGUGGGCAAGCAUCACAUUUUUCUUUUUUUUUUUUUUGCAUGAAAAAUAUCCUGUUAUCUCAUGAUUAUGUUAAGAUAAUGAGAUACAUUUAUCCAUUUUAAUAGGAAAACCAGCUGUGUUAUCCCAAGAUAAUGAAAAAGAUGACUCCAAAUC